AUUAAGUUUAGCGAAUUAAUAUGAAAGACACGACAGACACACUUUUAUUACUGUUCAUACGUUAUUCGACUUCGGUGCUAAUAGUCGGUAUAUAUUUCACAUUUACUCAACAGAAUUCCGAUAAACACAACAACAAAUAUGCUUUUGAAGAGCGCCGUUUAUAUAAUCUGCGCAGUGCAUUUUUUAACUUCAGCAUGGGGCACUGGACUAAACAGAGAUCAAUUAAAUACAGUUAUUAGAAUGUACGAAAACGACGAAAUUUCCGGAAAAGAAACCGCACAAAUUAUGGAAAACAUGUUUGGAAUAAAAUCGUUCAGAAAUGUUUUCAAAUACGAUUCCAGUAACUUAUUAUUUUGUAUAGAUUUUAACGAAGUUUCCGGUUCUGUAAAUUUGAAGGAGUUAUUGUUAGCAUUAGCGUACGAAGAUAAGCCAAUAUCUGACUGCUUCGAGUGUCAAAUGCUUACUGCUUUCGAAGUAGAGCUUUUCCUUAACGUGUUUGCCGGUCAUGUCAAAAAUGAUGAACAAGAGGGCUAUCUUACUCCUCAACUUCUGAAAGAUGUAUUUGAAGAUUUGAAAAUAGACGGUGCCGAACUAUUAGUCGAGGACCUUAAAGCUAAAAAUAGUGCAGUUGACAGCUCCGCAAUUAAUCCAGGGGACUUCUUGUUGAUCAUGUUGGAUAUUAAACCAGAAGGAAAUGGUCUAAACCAAGCACUAAUAAAAAAGCUGGUUGAUUUGUACAAAUUUCACAAAACUAAUAACGGUAGCAUCGAUACUCUGGAAGUACAUAAAAUAUUCAAAGAGUUCGAUAUGGCUACAACGGAACAUGAAUCGAAAAUUUUUAAAUCCAACAGACCCGCUGAAAAAGAGUUGAUGGAGUUGGUCAUCGUCACGGCAGAACGUAAUAGAACGGUUAAGAAAAAUGAAGACGGCGUGCUUUGUACGGAACAGAUCAGACGCUAUGUACACGGUUUCACUGAACUGGACUUGAACAAAGACGGUUUACUUUCGGCUGAAGAGACUUCCGGGUUUCUUGACGAGUUAGAGGAAUUUUUGGAGUAUUUGGGAGCGCCCGAGAAAGAUUCUGCCACUCGAGAAAAUUCGAAAAACUAUUUAACGAACAUUUACUUUGACGGUGAUAAAAAUAUUAACAUUGCGGAAUUCUUGGAAAUUAUAUGGUUCUAUUCGGAAAAAACCGCAGUGCUACUCAAACUUCUUGAUUCUGACGUUAAUAAUAAUCAUGAGUGAUGAUUACAAACAAGUUUAAACAGCAUAAGUUUCAUCUUGUGCGUGACCAAUAAGCAUAAUAACAAUAUUCGACAUUUUUACAUUUAAUAAUAACUUAUUAUAAUAUUUAACAUAUGUUUAAUGUAUACUAAAACAAAGUAAUAGAAUUGGAUUUUUUUUUUGUUAUGUGAUAAGUACUAAUAAGCAAUUAAGAUUAUGGAAAAACUCAACUACAAAACUGUAAUUAUUUUUGUUCAAUUAUAAACA
Adelges cooleyi (spruce gall adelgid) is the source of this 1491-nucleotide messenger RNA. RefSeq lists its product as uncharacterized. The record is from RefSeq and is a predicted model, not a curated record. Gene Ontology annotation, molecular function: calcium ion binding. The transcript is spliced from 9 exons. The coding region runs from base 139 to 1245 and encodes 368 amino acids. NCBI's taxonomy places the organism in Eukaryota, Metazoa, Arthropoda, Insecta, Hemiptera, Adelgidae.